UAUAGCGACAAAGGAGACAUGCCCGGCACCAAUUUCGAUGUGAUCCAAAGCGUCCCCCGCGUGGCAACGCUCAUAUACCAAACCCACCAGCUAUGGCAAGAAAUCCGGGAGGUGCCCGACGGGAUCCGGGACCUCGUGGACCACCUCAAAGCCCUCGAGCCCAUCUUUGCCGACAUUGAGGACCAGUUCAGCCAAGAUGAAGCCUCCACGCCGUUCAAGAACUGCCUCGACCUGUCGCGGAAGGCGCACGACUCCUUGGGCGCGCUGGUGGCGGAUAUGAGGACGCAGCUGCAGGCCAAGAAGAGCGUCAGGCGCAAGUAUGCGGCCGUCAAGAUCCUGCUCAAUAAGACUGUUUUGGCGAGGUUGGAGCAGAGUCUUUCGCGGUUAUACGAGCUGAUCUCCGAGCCCGCUAUUGCGGGAUGGACAUAUACCUAUCGUGUAUACAACGUGAUACCAGAUAAUUCGGAAAUCAUUGCAAGAGUCAAAAUGGGGGACGUGGUUGGGGUUCGGCAGAUGUUUAGUAGUAGAAAAGCGUCUCCGUUCGACAAGAGUCAAGGAGGAGAAUCUCUUUUACAUUAUGCGGCUUCCAAUCGACGAUAUGAGAUAUGCCAGCUCUUACUCAAGCUUGGUCUCCAACCGCUGCUGGACAGUAGAGGCAGAUACGAGUCACCUGCUGAGUCUAUAGCGGGUGACAUGGUAAGCACAAUUAUCCAAAAGAGAAGCUGGCCUGCCGAGAGACAUCCAAAGAGAAUAGCCGACCUAUUUGCGUCAUACCUCCAGGAGCCCGACUCUUUGCCUGCCGAGAGGCUUUUGGACUUUAUAAGGGAGUUUUCACCAGAUGACAUGAUGGUUUCUAAUUUCCGGAACUUGUUUAUGCCAAACUAUUACCUGCGUAUGCUGAGGGACCGACUCGAAGCCGUCCGCUUAGGGGCAUUCAAUGUCUUGGACGUGAAAACAUUUGGGAGCCUUCUUUCGGAAGACAGGACUUUCUCCAAAGCAGAUGUCAGCCAGUCAACUCGCGAGAAGAUCUCUCUGGUACACUCCGCAGCUUUAGCACUUGGCUGUCGGUAUCCGGAGACGUUGGUGCGUUACCAAAAACCACGACCCUGGUUGAACGCAUACAGUGAAAGAUGGGGAGAUGUUGUGACCAAGGUGGUGUCAGUAGCCACCCUUGACGACCUCACCAGCAUCGAGACGGUUGUGCCAUGGGAUGCAUACGAGGUUACGGCGUGGGAGGGAACGCCCUUAAUGUCGCUCAUUGGAGGGGCGCUGUGCUAUCUGUGCCCUAACAUCAGCUUCAAUCACUGGGACGGAUUGUUUCACGGCUGUUUACACAAGUGGCUCGUCCUGCUCCAGUCAGCUGGUGUAAACCUACUCGAGUAUGGCAAGAGAGAGCGGGCAGUCCUUCAUGACCUUCAAAAGAACACUAAAGGUGCUUUCGAUGCUGAUGCGAUUGACGCUUCAAGGACAAUGCUGCGUCAUCCCAUGACUCAGGGCACCCCGAAGGCGAAGCUGUAUCAUAUGGGUGUCAAGAAGAGCCGCAAAAGGGGCGAGGCAGGUGGCAUGUUUUGCGUUGAUAGAUCUGGCGAAGAGUAUUGGAUACCCUUUCGUAUCAUUGAUCUUGAAGUCGGUCAAGAUCCGAGCGAUUGGAAGUUGAUAUGGGCUCCAGAAUUUGAGCAUAUGGCUUGUCAAUUCUGGGACUCAUUGGAACCUGAAAAAGUGCUGAUGCCUGGAGCUUGGAUGGACUGGUGA
Trichoderma citrinoviride is the source of this 1752-nucleotide messenger RNA. RefSeq lists its product as hypothetical. The transcript has 4 exons. Bases 19 to 1752 code for a protein of 577 amino acids. Lineage: Eukaryota; Fungi; Ascomycota; Sordariomycetes; Hypocreales; Hypocreaceae. The record is from RefSeq and is a predicted model, not a curated record. Gene Ontology annotation, molecular function: protein binding.